AUGGAGCCAGAGCUUUGCUUCGAAUCCAUCAAUGGCUCCUGUGUAAAGACCACCCGUCACUUGGCCGUGCGGUUAAGCCUCUACCUGGUUCUGGGGGCCACAAUCCUCCUGACAGUGUUUGGAAACCUGCUGGUCUGCAUGUCCAUUAUAUAUUUCAAGCAGCUGCAAACUCCCACCAACUUCCUGAUCCUGUCUCUGGGGAUGUCCGACCUGCUGCUGGGCCUGCUGGUCAUGCUGCCCAGCAUGACACAAGUUGUGGAGUCUUGUUGGUACUUUGGCAACUUCUUCUUGGACCGACAUUACGCAGUGUGUCACCCUCUAAUGUACAGGAGGAAAAUUACACUAAGUGUGGUGCUGCUGAUGAUUCUGAUCGCGUGGUCUGUGUCUGCCCUAACCGGCUUUGGGAUGAUUUUUAUGGAGCUGAAUAUCUGGGGGAUAGAGGACUUCUACUACAGCCAUGUUGCAUGUGUGGGAGGAUGUGUCUUGUUCCAGAGUGGACUGUCCAGCACACUGUCUUCCCUGCUGUCCUUCUACAUUCCAGGGGUGAUAAUGCUGGGUGUUUACCUGAAGAUUUUCCUGGUGGCCCGGAAGCAGCUACGAACCAUCCAUAACAUUAACACGACCCGAGCUUCAAACAGCAGCCAGACUAAAGCCACCAAAACGCUCGCCAUUAUUAUGGGAGCUUUCCUCUGCUUCUGGACUCCCUUUUUCGUGGUUAACGUUGCCGAUCCCUUUGUGGGCUACGCCACGCCAGUGGAGCUGUUUGAAAUGCUAGUGUGGGUGGGCUUCAUCAACUCAACCAUUAACCCCUUUAUUUAUGCUUUCUUCUACAGCUGGUUCAGGAAGGCCAUUCGACUGUUUCUCUCGGGGGAUGUCUUUAUCGCAAAUCUCUCAGAUAUCACCCUCUUCAAAGAAUAA
Synchiropus splendidus (mandarinfish) is the source of this 918-nucleotide messenger RNA. Its product is annotated as trace amine-associated receptor 1-like. The record is from RefSeq and is a predicted model, not a curated record. Gene Ontology annotation, molecular function: G protein-coupled receptor activity. The transcript has 2 exons. Lineage: Eukaryota; Metazoa; Chordata; Actinopteri; Syngnathiformes; Callionymidae. The coding region runs from base 1 to 918 and encodes 305 amino acids. Gene Ontology annotation, cellular component: membrane. Gene Ontology annotation, biological process: adenylate cyclase-activating adrenergic receptor signaling pathway.